UGUUGGGGUAGUAGACGGAGAGAAGCAAGGGCGAUGGAAGGUGGAGCGCGGGAGAGGCUUCUCGGCGACGAGGAGGAGGUCGAGGAGGGGCUGGGGCGGAGGCUGUGGAAGGAGAACAAGAAGCUGUGGGUGGUGGCGGGGCCGUCCAUCUUCACCCGCUUCUCCACCUUCGGCGUCACGGUCAUCAGCCAGGCGUUCGUCGGCCACAUCGGCUCCUCCGAGCUCGCCGCCUACGCCGUCGUCUCCACCGUCCUCAUGCGCUUCGCCAACGGCAUCCUCCUUGGAAUGGCGAGUGCAUUGGAGACCCUCUGCGGGCAGUCUUACGGCGCAAAACAGUACCACAUGCUGGGCAUUUAUCUGCAAAGAUCUUGGAUCGUCUUGUGCUCAUGUGCCUUCUUGUUGACGCCCGUCUUCAUUUUUACGACUCCGCUACUAAAGCUUAUUGGCCAAGAGGAUUCCAUCGCAGAGAUGGCUGGCACCGUGGCACAUUGGUUCAUUCCUGUCUUCUUCUCCUUUGUAUGGGGAUUCACACUUCAGAUGUAUCUCCAGGCGCAAAGCAAGAACGUCAUCAUCACAUAUUUGGCAGUCGCAACGCUCACUCUGCAUAUCUUCCUCUCAUGGUUUAUGGUUACGAAGCUUAACUUGGGACUUGCCGGCGUAAUGGGCUCGAUGAUCCUUGCAAUGUGGAUUCCUGUACUGGGUCAGCUUGCAUUUGUGUUUUUUGGAGGCUGCCCCGAAACUUGGACAGGUUUCUCUUUCAGUGCAUUCUUGGACCUUUGGGCGAUUGUUAAGCUCUCUCUAUCCUCCGGCGUCAUGCUUUGCUUGGAACUCUGGUACAACACCAUCUUGGUCCUCCUCACAGGUUAUAUGAAGAAUGCUGAGGUUGCCAUAGAUGCUCUUUCCAUCUGCCUCAACAUUAAUGGAUGGGAGAUGAUGAUAUCUGUUGGUUUCUUGUCAGCAGCAGGAGUUCGAGUGGCAAAUGAACUGGGCGCAGGGAGUGCCAAAGCGGCAAAGUUCGCUAUAGUCAAUGUGGUCAUCACAUCAUUUGUCAUUGGAUUUGUGUUCUUCCUGUUCUUUCUCAUUUUCCGAGGUAGACUUGCUUACAUAUUCACCGAUGAUGCUGAAGUAGCUGGAGCAGUCGCUGACCUUUCUCCGCUGCUGGCCUUCUCCAUUUUGCUGAACAGCAUUCAACCUGUAAUUUCAGGUGUUGCCAUUGGUGCGGGCUGGCAAGGCAUGGUGGCUUUUGUAAACAUAGGAUGCUACUACUUGAUCGGCUUACCUUUGGGAGUUGUGCUUGGUUAUGCCUUUGAUAUGCAUGUCAAGGGGAUUUGGAUUGGAAUGUUGAUUGGAACAUGCAUCCAAACUAUAGUGCUUAUCUACAUUACUUGGAGGACUAACUGGGAUCAGCAGGUGCUAAUUGCUAAAGAUCGCCUCAGCAAAUGGUACAUGGACAAAUCGAGGAAUUCGAACGAUGCUCGCGGAUCUGCAUGAUUCUGUUUUCUUUUAUUGCGUUCAUGAGGAACAAGGAGGAGAAGAAUUUGAGAUUUCUUUUGGUGGCAUGUUUGAUCAUCACAAUGCAAGUCUUCAUCCACCGGAACUCGAGCAAAUAAUGCUUGUUAUGCUAUUGAUGCAAAAAAUUGAUCUCCUAGAACAUUUUCACUGUAGAAAAGGAAUUAAGCAUUAAAAUCAUCAUUCAAAAUUUUAA
Musa acuminata AAA Group (dessert banana) is the source of this 1705-nucleotide messenger RNA. RefSeq names its product protein DETOXIFICATION 21. The record is from RefSeq and is a predicted model, not a curated record. Gene Ontology annotation, biological process: xenobiotic detoxification by transmembrane export across the plasma membrane. NCBI's taxonomy places the organism in Eukaryota, Viridiplantae, Streptophyta, Magnoliopsida, Zingiberales, Musaceae. The transcript has 8 exons. The coding region runs from base 34 to 1491 and encodes 485 amino acids. Gene Ontology annotation, cellular component: membrane. Gene Ontology annotation, molecular function: antiporter activity; xenobiotic transmembrane transporter activity.